AAACAUAAACAAUUAAAUGUUAUAUCACAGUUUUUGUCAAUAAUUUAGGUGAAACCGCGUGGCCACUAAACAAUACUGUAGGCGGUUUAUCAAAGCUGUUAUCAGCUUCAUUACGUUAUCAGUUUAAUCAGGUUUUUAGAAAACCACUAGCUACUGCCUGCGAGUUCGCCUGUACACUGUAAACUAUCCUAAAUUCUUCCCCGGAACCCAAAAUACCAAAGUACUUUUGCAUUUACAAUACGAGGGCUGCUUGCUACUUAUGUAUCCAUAAUGGGCCACUUACUGGAACUAUAUUAAAAAUAUAUAAAACAUAUAAAAAUUUAACUCUUUGGAAGCAGAAUACAGUUUGUUUCAUAUGUCUAUAAAUUGGUUUUACAUUGUAGCAUCAUUUUAAAGAUUUCUUGUUUCAUCUACAACGGAUUAACUUGUGGAAAAAAAUUGUGCGAUAAUUUUUUUACGACUUUCGGCGUGGGUAAACUCGAAAAUAGUGCAUGGAUCGACUUUUGGAGAGUAAGUCCCAUCGAAGGUCAUUGUGUCAAUGUUUUAGUUAAAUUGUGGUCGUCGUAUGCUUACGGACGAAUUAAAAAAAAACCUAAAGCUGAAUCCCCCCGUCCCGUCCCCCCCUCCCACUGCAUCAAAAAUCUGGCUGGCUUCACUUUUUAAAUGCAUCUUAGGAAUACAAAGCUCAAGUCUACCAAAGGAAACCUUUGGUUCAGAGAAAACCGUAUUUGGUAUUUGUUGUGUGCAAACGCACCUAUCAAUCGGUUGAUAAAUGCAAUUUUUAAUCUUAUCUCGAAUGUCAGUUAUCGGUAAUAUCCAAGAUAGAUGCUUCGCUAAUCACUUAAUUCUUUGAAUUAUAUCGCGCGAUAUCAAUUACGUCCCGCCAUUUCAUUGUUCAGACAGAACACACGACGACGUACUUUACUGGAACGGGCGAUUUUUGUAUUAAACCAUUUCGGUCUGGACGAUUCAAGUUUUUAGUCCGGAUUCAAUCAUUAUGUCAAAACGCAAGGAUGAUAAUUAUUAUUGUCAAAAGUACAAGAAAUUAAAAAACCAGUUGGAAACUGUCUCGUCGUCAUCGUCGGAUGAAGUGGUAUAUUGGGAAGUAGAAUUUAUAUUCCUAUUUUAAUUCAGAAACGGGCAACAUUGAUCAUGCUGAACCGGCCAUAACCGGUCCAGCUGAACCGAAUAUGACCAGUCGCGCUGGACUGGACAUAAACGAUAAUGCUGAACCGAACAACACCGAUCACGCUGCUCCGAACAUCACCCAUCACGUUGAACCGGACACGAAUGACCAUACCGAACAGGACAGGACCGGUCGUCCUCAACCUGACCCGCAAGUAAUACUAGAGCAACCCAGCGAAUUACCCACUUCAGAUCUAAAUAACGGAAAUAUUGAAGAUGGAAAUCAGGUACGCAACACAAUGUCUCAACAUGAUUUAAAUCAAUGGCUAUCCGCACUGGAGGAACCAAUGGACGAUAACCCUGAAUUUGGAGCAAAUAUAAAAGAAAGCAUAAGUAAGCUUUGCUUAAGCUUGCUGAAAAAUGGCUUGGUCAAGGAAAGAAAGGAUAGAAUCCAAAAGGAUUAUCUGAUUCCCAAUAAUUGCCGUUUAUUACAAGCACCAACUUUGAACGCAGAGAUUUCCGCGGUUGUGCCCGAUAUACUUCGGGAUCAGGACAAAGACCUGGCUGCUGUGCAACAGCAACUCGGCCAUGGAAUCUCUGCUAUUGCCAAAGCUAUGAAUGAAUUGAAUGAUCUGGCCGAAAUUCCGAAGUCGCGCCAUUAUCAAAAGUCAUUCGAAGCGUUCAAACAUCUGGGCAAUGGCUGUCGCAUUUUGUGCGAUCUUCAUGCGUCAUUCACUCAGCGUCGCGUAAAGCUUAUCACACCAAGCCUGGAUAAUUCUUUUCUGCAUGUAAUUCAGAACACAGAACGAGACAACACAUUAUUUGGUAAUACAUUGUCUGAAAAAGUUAGACACGCUUAUCAAAGCACUGAAGCACCUCGAGUUGAACCAACGUCUCGUUAUAACGAAAGGAAUAGGUCAGAGGAAUACGUAGCAAAAGAAGGUCUCGAAUCGCAUAGGACUAACGCCCCCGGCACAUCAAGUGGGCAACCUAUCCACAGCGAUGGGCCUCACGGGACUAACGCCCCCAGUACAUCAAUUGCCUCUGAGCAGCAUAACCGUGGCGACGAAAACACGCGCCCAGACUCCGCAACCCAGGAUUCCUCAUCUACUACGACCUACCCUGGCUAUGAAGAGCUUUUGAAACAAUCCUUGAUUCGAACAAAUUCGCCACUAGAAUCAUUACCAAUAAUUUUGGGACGAUUUACUGAAACAGCACUAAAAGUAUAUGAUAAUAUAUUCAGGUUAUGGUGGCAACAUUGCGCCGAGAGUGGCACUGACGUUUUGAACCCCUCGGCAUCAAUAAUAAUAUCUUUUUUUAAGAAAAAAGAUAGAGGGACUUACUCGGCAACCUCAAUUACAAAUCGCCGUUCAGCUUUAGGUUUGUUAUUAGGAGAAAGAGUUAGUAAGAACGACCACGUUGAUAAACUGGUGAGAGAUGCAAAAGAAGCACAGAGACGAAGGAGGCAAAAUAAGACUGUGAGUGAAACCGCAAGAAUAGCGAGUUCAUUAGAAUUUCAAGUCCAAGCUCGCUCGUUCACGGCUCCGCCACGUGAAGCUUAAUCUUUAACGUCCUACGGUCCUAAUACCAAAGACAAUUUGAAAUAGCCUCUUAAGGCCCAGCCAUAGAAAUGAAAAAUCCAAAAUUUGCCACUGGAAUUUGAACCUAUAGUGCACGGAAUAUAGUAGAUUUUAUUUUGUUUGAAAAUUGCACGAAACAAAACAAAUGCAACUCUGUCCUAAUUAAAUAUGAUUUAAAUUUCAUCGAACUGAAUAAGUCCUAUAGGUAGGACCUUGGGCCUUACGAGGAUAGAGGUGGACUGUCAAAGAAAAUUUUGUAGCCAUAGUAAAUUUACUGCCAUCUUGCGACACAUGACUGAAACUUUUAGAACACCAUUUGACUUUGAUCGCCAUCGCUCGAAACGAUGCGGCCAUACCUUUGGCUUUUGAUCUAUUAGAUGGCGCCACUUUUUGAUAUUUAACAAAUUAAACACAUAUUAGUGAAACAAUAAGGAUCAAAGUCAAAUGGCGUUCUAAAAGUUUUAAUCAUGUGUCGAAAGAUGGCAAUAAAUUUACUGCGGCUACAAAGUUUUCUUUGACAAUCCACCUCUAUUACAAAUUCUCUUUGCUAAUACUAAAAAUAAUUAUCUUCAAUCAAAAAUAUAUUGAUUGAGUAAGAUGUGUAAAAUCUAAGACAAUAUCGUGCUUCGAAUUUGACAGGUAAACGAGAUGGCGCUGUACGGCUCCAUACAUUUUGCGGUAACUCUGACUGUCAAAGUUGACGUUUGACAAUUCAGUGACCGCAAAACAUAUGACGCAGUACAGCGCCAUCUCUCACACUAAGGGACACGUGCAGUAUAACAACGCGUGGCGGGCGCUGUUCCGCCUGCCACGCUGGUGCAGCGCGAGCGCCAUGUUCGCGGAAGGGCGCGCGCCGGGCUGGGACGCGCUGCUGCGCGCGAGAAGCGCCACCGCCAGAAAGGCAAUAUACGGCUCCUCCAACACGCUACUGUCGGCGGUGAGAGAGUGGGACGCCAGCCCGCUGCACGAGCGCUGGAGGGGCUACCACAAGCCUAUCGUGACGGGCUCAGGGUAACCCGGGACGCAGGUCCUUAUUUGAAUUUUAAUGUAAUGUAAUAUAAUAUAUUGUUAUUUAAAUUUUAGGAUGUUAUUUAAUUUGAUUUAAUUCUAUUUUAAUUUAAUUUAAUUCUUUUUGUAAUGUGUAAAUGUAUAAUGUAUAUGGAAAUAAUUUUCUGGAAUAAAUUUCAUUCAUUCAUUCAUUCAUUCAUUCAUUUGUUCUUAGACUUUACCUUCCUAUUACAAUGAAUUCUCUUUGCUUCAAUGGAAUAAAAAUCAUUUUUAAUUGGAACAGAGUUGCAUUUCCUUUAUAUCGUUCGAUUUUUUGAACAUAAUAAAAUUAAUUUUAUUGUGUUAUUGGUACUAUUGAUUCAAAUUAGAAUGCAUUUUUUUUACAUGGUGGGCAGCUAGAAAUUAUUUUCUUAUAAUGAGUUUUGGCCAAUUUUGCUGUUUUGUCCCAAUUGGGUGCCUUCAUUCUGCAAUGUAUUUUUUCUUGUAUGUAACCGGUUUUUGUCAAUAAACCAUUUUGUAUUUUUAUUGUA
Molecule: messenger RNA, 4243 nt
Organism: Cydia pomonella (codling moth)
Lineage: Eukaryota; Metazoa; Arthropoda; Insecta; Lepidoptera; Tortricidae
Exons: 3
Coding region: 1191-2687 (498 amino acids)
Source: RefSeq, a predicted model, not a curated record